Molecule: messenger RNA, 693 nt
Organism: Prunus armeniaca (apricot)
Lineage: Eukaryota; Viridiplantae; Streptophyta; Magnoliopsida; Rosales; Rosaceae
Source: the annotation of a GenBank genome assembly
AUGGAAGGAGAAAAACUGCGCAAAGGUCCAUGGCUUGAAGAGGAAGAUGAACGACUCACAUCCUACGUAAAUCUAAAGGGGAAUCGGAGGUGGGAUGCUUUAGCGAAAGAAUCAGGUCUAAGGAGGAGUGGUAGGAGUUGCAGGAUGAGGUGGUUGAACUAUCUCCGUCCAAAUCUUAAGCAUGAACAUAUCACUGUCGAAGAAGAGAAAAUAAUCCUUCAUCUUCAUGAACGUUGGGGCAACAAGUGGUCGAAGAUUGCUCGAAUGCUUCCAGGAAGAACCGAUAAUGAGAUCAAGAAUUACUGGAGGACAUAUUUAAAGAAGAAAGAACCAAUUCAAGAUGGAAACUUCCAAUGUACAUCAGACAAAGGCCAGCACAGUCUUUUCUUUCAGGAAGGUGAUAUGAGUGCUGAAAAACAGUACAACUUUAAUCAACACCAUGACUCUGUUUCAAAUUUAUGUGGAGCCAAGGAUACUUGCUCUGAUGAUCUUGGUUUAUCGGAAUUUGCAUUGACAAAUUCUCCGUACGAAACCAGGUUAUCAGAUUGGAUAUCCGAAUUAUCAAGCGAACAAAGUGGAAUAAACUAUAAUCAGGACUGUAAUAGUGGAGAGUCAGAUUUGUGUCAUCAAACAUGGACUCCAGAUGAUAGCAAUAGAUGGGAGUGUCCAAGUUUCCUCUGGGACAUGAACUAA